AUGCACGAAAAUGAAAAUGCACGAAAAUCCAGCUCCCACUUCACACCGCGUAACUCGAAACCAAAGUGGGACGAUAGAGGCCUCGGUAAUACCUGUAGGUUUGAAAACGGCAAGAUGUUCUUUGGUGGGGAUCCCUUUGAUCAAUUUCAGAAUGGAGGUAUGGAUGGUGGACCUGGAGGUUCUUCUUCCAAUGCCGACACGACAAAACUAUAUGAAACUCUAGGGGUGAACAAAUCAGCCGAUGCCAAGGAAAUCAAAAAGGCGUAUCGAAAAUUGGCCGUCGUACAUCAUCCAGACAAGGGUGGGGACGAACACAAAUUCAAAGAAAUCAAUGCGGCCUACGAAAUUUUGAGCGAUCCCGAACAGCGGGCCAAAUACGAUCGGUACGGUUUGGAAGGUUUGGAAGGAGGUGCUGGUGGAUCUGGAGGACAUGAAGACUUGUUUAGCAUGUUCUUCGGUGGUGGUCGAGGUGGACGUCGAUCAUCGGGACCCAAACGAGGAGAGGAUGUAAAUCAUCCGCUUCAGGUUUCCUUGGAGGAUUUGUACAAUGGAAAGAUGGUCAAGAUGGCAGUCAGUCGACAAGUCUUGGACGGGGAACCCAAAAUGUGCACCAAUUGCAGUGGAUCUGGCGCAGUAGUGGAACUGCGACAAAUUGCGAUAGGAAUGGUCCAACAAGUGCGACGCAAGUGUCCUGCUUGCACCGGGGAAGGAUACAUGGCUCCCAAAAAGCGACAACGGGAAGUUUUGGAAGUUUUGAUUGAGAAGGGAAUGAAAAAUGAAGCGAAAAUUGUUUUUCGGAACAAGGCCGAUGAGAAGCCCAACAUGGAGGCGGGACAUGUCAACUUUGUCAUUCAGCAAAAACCACAUCCACUAUUCAAGCGAAAGGGGGCAGACCUUUUAAUUACUAAGACUAUCUCGCUGAACGAAGCACUUUGUGGUUUUGAAUGGAGGAUUACCCAUUUGGACAAUCGGGAAAUUAUCAUCAAGUCGCGUUCGGGUGAAAUUAUCAAAGCAGAAAAGGACAACAAGACACCGUUUGUAAAGAUCGUACAGGGUGAAGGUAUGCCUUCCCAUGGGAAUCCGUUUGUCAAGGGUGAUCUAUAUGUGCUAUUCACGGUCGAAUUCCCGGAAGAUGGUGAUCUGAAACCAGACCAAAUAGACAUGUUGCGAAAGAUACUGCCUGGGGCCUCCAUGGCAAUUGAAUAUGAUCCUGAAGUGGCUGAGGUAGCACAUUUGGAACUAGGCGACGUGAAGAAUUUUGGCAAGGGGGGAGUAGCAAACCACGAUCGAGCAUAUGAUUCCGACGAAGGAGGAGAGGGCGGUUCACAGCAGGUGCAGUGCCAACAAUCCUAA
Messenger RNA from Cylindrotheca closterium, 1353 nucleotides. The record is from the annotation of a GenBank genome assembly. Lineage: Eukaryota; Bacillariophyta; Bacillariophyceae; Bacillariales; Bacillariaceae.